AUGUCUACCUUUUCUAUAGAAACAGACCCUUUCGAAAACGAAAGCUACCGAGAAUUCUGCGAGUUUUGGCUCAGCCAGCAAAACCAAUACCUCAAAGACCUCAUCUCGGCCGCCGAAAGUCAAAAGAAAGACAUCGCUAGUUGUUCGUCGUUGAAGCAGGAGCAUGACGACGACAACGUCGAUGCACUCAUCGACAUGGUUGUUCGACAUUACGAGCAUUACUACAAGGUGAAGUCAAGUUGGUUGGAACUUGAUGCAUUUCCCAUACUGAGGCCCGCAUGGAGAUCCUCCCUCGAAGACGCAUUCCUAUGGCUCGGCGGGUGGCGUCCGAGCACGGCUUUCCACAUGCUCUACUCCAAGUCGGGGAUGCAGCUUGAGGCGCAGUUGCCAGAGAUCCUCCACGGCCUCCGUACCGGCGAUUUGGGUGACCUCUCCCCUAAACAAGUCCUCAAAAUCGACGCAUUAAAGAGGCGCACCAUAAAAGAAGAGAAGGAGACCACAGAGAAGAUGGCUAAGCAUCAGGAGACGAUAGCGAGUCCGUCGAUGGUGGAUCUAUCGCACGUGGCAACCAAGUGGAUAAUGGAAGGAGAGAGAGAGGGAGAGCCAAAUGGGUCCAUGAUGAGGGAGAGGCUCAAGUUGACACUCGAAAGAAAAGAAGAAGGUUUGAAAGAGAUGGUGCAAAUGGCUGAUGAAUUACGUCUCAAAACGUUUAAAGAAAUCCUUCAAAUUUUGACCAAAACACAAACAAUCCAUUUCUUGAUAGCUGCUGCAGAGUUGCACUUGAGGGUUCAUGAAUGGGGGAUGCAGAGAGAUUCCAUGAAACACCAAAAGGAGGAACACGAAGAAUCAUGA
This is a messenger RNA of Momordica charantia (bitter melon), 852 nucleotides long. RefSeq names its product protein DOG1-like 3. Gene Ontology annotation, biological process: DNA-templated transcription. Gene Ontology annotation, molecular function: sequence-specific DNA binding. Lineage: Eukaryota; Viridiplantae; Streptophyta; Magnoliopsida; Cucurbitales; Cucurbitaceae. The record is from RefSeq and is a predicted model, not a curated record.